AUGCCUUGGGAGAGGGUGCAUGCUGACUUCGUAGAACUAUCCGGAAGACAGUACUUGCUGAUGAUCGACGUUUUCUCAAAGUGGCCAGAUCGAAGUACACGAUUUGGGGACUUAUGCUACAACAGAGCAGACCAUGAAUGCGACGAGACGAACCUUCAGUUAUCACGGCUUACCCAGAAGGCCAAUGGAAUUCGAUAUCAGUUGACACCUUCCUAUCAUCCAAUGGACAGGCUGAAAGACUGGUCCAAGAACUCGAGAAAAGUAUCGUCAUUCUUACUGCGGUAUCAUUCAAACGACAUCAAACACAACAACAGGGAAGGCCCGGCGGAGCUGAUGUUGAAGAGAGAAUUGAGAACUAGACUAACUCUUUUACGACCUAAAACAGGGAACAACAUCCGAGAUCUGCAGACUGAUCAAUAUGAAGAUGCUACCUUUCGAGCAAGAGACUUCAAUCACCACGUUCAGUAUUGUAGGCGUGUCAAAGUCACGCAGGCGUGGUUGCAGCGUGAUGUGAAGCAGACGGGAAUGAGUGCUUUUGGACAGAUCGGGCAGCGACUCUCAAGCCGGUUCAUUGACUGCUUCAGCCAGCCGACCGAAAUGAGACAGAAAGAAACAGUCAGACACGUCGCUUCCUGGAUUCUCUCUCACGCUAACGCAGUUUUGGACGAUAUCUCUGCAGAUUUUUUAGAAAAGUUGUUAGAAACCGGAACCUUGCAGACAAUAGAAACAAGCAGUCUCGUAUUUGCCGAAAAUGACAAAGACAGAAGAGCUUUUAUUGUGCUCCAUGGACAGCUCUCUGCAUUUUCAAAAAGCAAGAAAAGCGAAGGAUCAGACAAACUGUACAAUAUUGGACGUCAAGAAAACAAGAAGGAAGACAAUCUUGUCAAGAGAAUUAUUAACACCCGCCAUCGGAGAGAGAAUGAGGGCGCGCGAUUACAAGCAGAGGCACAGAGGUGUCUCUAUCGUACGUAUAGUGAUCCAGGCGACCUUUGCUCUGACAUUCGAAAUGUUGACUUGCGUCCUGCCUCUGCUGGCGUGCCAUCACGUAUACGGGACUCGACUUUGCCGGCUUUGCUAUCUCCAACUGCAAAGAUGAUAUCAUGCAGUUUAGAAACUCUUUACAACAUGCCAGACAGACGGGAAUCUCGAGAUAACUCUAGGCAGACUUUUGGAGAUUUUUUGUAUAACAUUCGGACAGGUCACAUGUUUGGUGAAAACGCUUUAUUCAAUACUCGUGCAGCGAGGAAAAUGACAGUCAUUGCGGACGUACAGACGUAUCUCAUAGAAAUACAGGCAAAUGAUUUUCAGUCGGCGGCCCAGCAAUUCAAGCAAGAGGAUCUCCAUGAGAAAACCGAAUUUUUGGAGGCUCUCGAUCUUUUUCAGGACUGGGACUGGUCUCUCAAAUUUCAUUUGGCUCACAGUAUGGAAUGGAAGCGUUAUCCAAUGGAUGGCUACGUGGUUCGUGAAGGAGAACUCGCUAGCAACGUGCACUUUGUCGUUUCAGGCCAGUUGGUUUUGUUGGCAACUGCUUCUAAUAACGUGACCACAACUUCUUCUUUGGCCGCUCGUCGUCUGCCAACAAAAUUGAGGUGA
Corticium candelabrum is the source of this 1593-nucleotide messenger RNA. RefSeq lists its product as uncharacterized. The transcript is spliced from 14 exons. The coding region runs from base 1 to 1593 and encodes 530 amino acids. NCBI's taxonomy places the organism in Eukaryota, Metazoa, Porifera, Homoscleromorpha, Homosclerophorida, Plakinidae. The record is from RefSeq and is a predicted model, not a curated record.